AUGUUAACAAGGUUUAUCUCAAACUUUGUGGCAGAUCAUGUACCACUCCAUUAUAGGAAUUGGAGACGUGUUCCUUUCCAUUACUAUGAAGCUAUGUAUCUUGAGAUUCAAACAUAUUUUAAUCUUGAUAUGUAUCGGGGAAGCAGUGAAAAGAAUGUAAAGAAAGCAGGUCCAAACUUCAAAUUACGAGUUCUCAUGGAAGUAGAACAUAUGCAGACAGACGACGUGAGGAGACAGAAAAAGGAGAAGACCGGCAACAUAUCGAUGGUUGGAGACAAAUGCGAUUUAAAGAAAGUUGGGGUUGGUGUACACCGCAAGCAGAAGUAGUUUGAGAAAACAUUCAAUGAGAGAAGAUGUUGAUGCAGUCAGAGCUUCGUGAGAACAAAAAGCUAAAUGAAGAACAAUGUCUCGCUCGUGCCCUCGGUGAGAGACGUGGGCAUAUGCGCGGAAUUGGAAGGAAACCAAGCAUCAACAAUAAUUUAUUUCCAAAUGAACAUACCAAACAUUCCCAAGCUUCCACAUCCCAAUGUUCAGAUAAUCCCCAAGUUGCUGUAUUAUCCCAACAAAUUCAAAUCAUGCAACAACAAAUGCUACAAAUGAACCAAAUGUUUAAUAACACUUUCGCGUCCGUCAUUCCAAACUUCCAACCACAACCAAUGCCACAAUUCCAGUUUAAUCCCAAUAUGUUUUCACAAAAUAACCCCGAAACAUCCAAUGAACACGAAGAGGAUGAUGAUGAUGAUGAUGAUGAUGAUGUUGGUGAUGGUGGUGAUGAUGAUGAUGAUGAGGAGGAGGAGGAGGAGGAGAACUAGAACGAUAGUGACGACAAUGUUUGUUAAAAACUUGCUUUUUUGGUUAUGUAGUAGAAUAUGAAUGAUAUGGUGUGUAAUAGAAUUUGAAUGGUAUGUUAGGUUUAUUAAGUGUUUUUGGAUUUUAA
Molecule: messenger RNA, 937 nt
Organism: Lactuca virosa
Lineage: Eukaryota; Viridiplantae; Streptophyta; Magnoliopsida; Asterales; Asteraceae
Source: the annotation of a GenBank genome assembly